AUGGCUUACAAAACUGUGGCCGUGAUUGGCGCCUCGGGCAGCGUGGGAAAACCCGUCGUCCGGGCUCUUAUCGCAGCUGGCUUCAAAGUCACGGCGAUCACCCGGCAGGACUCUACGGCAACAUUCCCCGAGGGUGUCGAGAUUCGAAAGGUCGCGCUCGACUACAUGGAAGGAUUGAUUGAUGCAUUGGAGGACCAGGAUGUCGUCAUCAGCACGGCACCCGGCUCAGUGGCCGGGGAGCAAAGCUGGUGGGCGGAGUGUGCGCGGAUUGCUCGCGUGAAGCGAUUCAUCCCCGCCGAGUUCGGCCACAAUACCCGCCCCGGCAAGCUCACCGGCCGCUUCAAGGAGCUGCUGGCUGAAAAGACCAAAACGGUUGACUUCGUGAUUGAGCAGGCGGGCUAUGACUCGGGCCACCGCAUGACUUGGACCGGGAUUGCAACCCAUCUGUUUCUGGACUGGGGCCUGGACCACGGAGUCUUUGGCAUCAAUCUCAAAGACAAGACCGCAAACAUAUUCGACUCGGGCAACGAGCCCGUUUCCGUGUCAACACUGGCCUUUGUGGCACAGUCCGUCGUGGCCGUCCUGCAGCGCGACGAGGAGACGGCCAACCAGUACUACGAAGUAGUCGAGCACACAGUGACCCAGAACCAGCUGCUCAAGAUAUUUGAAGAAGAGACGGGGGUCCAGUUUGCCGUGACCCACACCAGCACAACAGAGCUGUCCAGGAUUGCCGAGGAGAAACUGGCUAAGGGAGACCCUAGUGCUUUCUUCGAGGUGCUCUUGGCGUACAACUUUGCUGAUGGCGCGGGACAUGCAGUCGAGAAUGGGGAGCUGGCGAACGGAACACUCGGGCUCAGGUCGGGCGAUUUGAGGGAGACCAUCAGAGAGUAUAUCCGGUCCUAUUCCGGGCCCGGAGUGCUUGAUUUUGGUUCAGAUAGAUUGAGAUAGC
This is a messenger RNA of Canariomyces notabilis, 949 nucleotides long. RefSeq names its product isoflavone reductase. Bases 1 to 948 code for a protein of 315 amino acids. The transcript has 3 exons. NCBI's taxonomy places the organism in Eukaryota, Fungi, Ascomycota, Sordariomycetes, Sordariales, Chaetomiaceae. The record is from RefSeq and is a predicted model, not a curated record. Gene Ontology annotation, molecular function: oxidoreductase activity.